This is a messenger RNA of Doryrhamphus excisus (bluestripe pipefish), 2726 nucleotides long. It is a transcript of the gene acbd3, whose product is annotated as acyl-Coenzyme A binding domain containing 3. Gene Ontology annotation, molecular function: fatty-acyl-CoA binding. The record is from RefSeq and is a predicted model, not a curated record. Gene Ontology annotation, cellular component: Golgi membrane. Lineage: Eukaryota; Metazoa; Chordata; Actinopteri; Syngnathiformes; Syngnathidae.
AAGUAGGUACGUGGCCGCUUCAGCUGACAGUUUCUCCAUGAUGGCGACGGAGGUUCAGAGCGGCGACCUCGACAGUGCUGCUUUCAGCCGGCUCGAAGUCUCCCUCGACGGCCUUACCCUCAGUCCCGAUUCGGAGGGCGAGCAGGGCCAGCCCGAGGAUCUUCAGCCCAAAGGUUUGGAGGAACCCGACAGCGAAACACCGGUUGCCACUGAGGGCGAAGAUGGAGAGACUGCCAAAUCUGCCAUAGAGGGGAAAUGGGGUUUUCCCCUACAUGAGCUAUACGGAAUGGCGCUUAAAUUCUUUAAAGAUAAGGAUGGGAAGGCCUUCCACCCCACCUACGAGGAGAAGCUCCGCCUGGUGGCCCUGCACAAGCAGGUGCUGCUGGGCCCUUAUAAUCCCGAUGCCUCCCCUGAGGUCGGCUUCUUUGAUGUCCUAGGCAAUGACCGCAGGAAAGAGUGGGCCUCACUGGGCAACAUGGAGAAGGAGGAGGCCAUGGUGGAGUUUGUGCGUCUGCUCAACAAAUGCUGCAACCUUUUCGCGCCCUAUGUCACCUCACACAAGAUAGAGAAGGAGGAGCAAGAGAGGAAGAGGAAAGAGGAGGAAGAGCGUCAGAGGCAGGAGGAGGAGGAGAGGGAGCGACAGAGGCAGGAGGAGGAGAGACGGAGGCUCGAGGAGGAGGAAAGGUUGAGGCGGGAGGAAGAGGAAAGGCGGCAGGCCGAAGAAGAGAGGCUACGGAUUGAGCAGCAAAAGCAGCAGAUAAUGGCAGCCUUGAACGCCCAGACCGCAGUGCAGUUCCAGCAGUACGCCGCUCAGCAGUACCCAAACAGCCCUGAGCAGCAGAUCGGCCUCAUCCGUCAGCUCCAGGAGCAGCACUACCAGCAGUACAUGCAGCAGCUCUACCAGGUCCAACUGGCCCAGCAACAGGCGGCCUUACAGAAGCAGCAACAGGCUGAUUUGAUGGUACACGCCCACCAGGAUGCAGGUGCCUUCUGCACCGGUGAUCCAACCGUGGCCUCGGCAGCGGGACCGAUGUGUGCAGCUUCACUAUCCUCAAGUGAAGACACCCCCACUGUCAAUGGCGGCCACAUGGACUCCUACAUGGAAAACACAGACCGAGAGCUGGAACCGGAGGCAGCAGAAGAGGUCUCUGAGAAUGGGCCGUUAUUAGCAGCAGACUCUCCGCCAGUCAUCGCUGCGCCCUCCAUGUGGACACGCCCGCAAAUCAAAGACUUUAAAGAGAAGAUCCGCCAGGACGCCGACAGCGUGAUCACGGUGGGCCGUGGCGAGGUGGUGACUGUUCGUGUGCCCACACACGAGGAAGGUUCCUACCUGUUCUGGGAGUUCGCCACAGACUAUUACGACAUUGGCUUUGGGGUCUUCUUUGAGUGGACUGAUGCCGCGUCGGCCUCGGUCAGCGUGCACGUGUCGGAGUCGAGUGAUGAGGAAGAGGAUGAAGAAGGCGAGCCUCAGAGCGAAGAGGAGAAGGCAAAAAAGGGGGCGGGGAAGCCUCAAGUGGACGAGAUUGUGCCGGUGUACCGGCGGGACUGUCACGAGGAGGUGUAUGCCGGCAGCCAUCAGUACCCCGGUCGCGGGGUGUACCUGCUCAAGUUUGACAACUCCUACUCACUGUGGCGCUCCAAGAGUGUUUACUACAGAGUCUACUACACCAGAUAAGCCUGAACCCAGGAGUGUGUAUGUCAGUAUAUAUGUCUGUGUGCGUAUGUGUUUGUAUGAAGGCAGCAGGUGUGUGUGUUUAUGGCAGUAGACACUAAGAAGAGCGAUUCUGAAAGCCACCACCAGAGGGUGACAAAUCACACCUGGAGCCCUGUUUUUUUCUUUUUGGUGAGGGGACCAAUGUAUGGGAUUAUUUUUCCCAAGAUGGAAGAAGAGUUUCUAUCCGCAUCAUAUAUCCACUACAUGUCCUUGUCAGUCAUGUUUUAUUUGCUCACUUUUUAGCCUGGAAUCCUUCCCUGUUGCUCGGUGAAGCUCCUCCUCCCUGGAAGAUGUUCCCGUAGCCACAAACACAGUGAUGCCCGCACUCUGAGCCAGAGUCUCCUUUUUUGCUGUUAAUCAAAGGACAUGGAUAUUUAAGCAUACUGCAGUGUAAAGUGUAACAACCACCACAGUUGCCAGGCAACAACUUGGCACAAUUAAUGAAGGAAUACCAUCCUGCAAUUUUGGGUCUUUUCCCAAUGACAUCAUGUAUGAUUAGUUGUGUUGUUGGCUCAUGAAUCUCACUGUACAAGUAUACAAACACGUGAAUGAAUUCCAACAACAAAAAUCACAUCUAAACACGUAUUUGCUCAAAAUAUAUAACACCAUUUAUCCUAAUUUAAUUGAAUGCAGCUCCCACAUUAUGUUCAUUUUAUUGUGUCCAUCUGCAAAGUUCCUCUGUCUUCUGUGUGAUUACUCUCGUUGUUUCUCACCAAAUGGAGUUGACUCCUUUUUUUGUAUGUAAAUAAUUCUAUAAAUAACUUUAUGUAUGGGUGGGUUGGCGUGUUUUAGACUCGGACGAAAAGGUUGAUGCACUGUUAAAGUAUACGGUAAAUUAAAUACACAUUAUACAUUUUACCCCACAAAUGAACGUCUGCGAGGAAAAACUCUAAAAUGAGGUAUAUAAAAUCUGUUGGGAGGCAUUUUUUUGUAUUGUUUUGACUUGUUUGGGAGUUCUAGAAGAUCUUUUUGGGCAUAUAUUUAAUCUUGAUUAAACUUAUGUUCAUCUAUU